CAAAGACGCAAACAAUAGAAUAGACCAAAUAAUUGAGGCUCUCCACUAACCUCUCUAAUAAAAAAGAAAAAGCUUAAGGGUAUUUGUACCAUUGCAGCUGAAUGCAGCAGAAAGGAAAAGCUAUCAACCGUAGAUCAAGGUCUUUCUCUCGAUCUCGCCUCGCCAUCGACGGCUAUUAAACUUUCUUGUUAAAACUCUCUUUCUCUCCUCCAACAAAGCUCUCCUGCAAAAUGGCUCAAACCGCUGAUCUUGAGGUACUUUCUCUGCUUCCACCUUAUGAAGGAAAGUCUGUACUACAAAUUGGCGAGGGCAUUGGUCAUCUUACUGCUGAAUUAGCCAAGAAGGCUGCCCAAGUUGUAGCUGUUGAUGUCACUGGUAGUGUGAAAAACGAGAGUGAAAUAAGUGCAAAUCAUCCAAAUGUGAAAUUCAUUUCUGGUGAUGUUACAUCUCCCGGUCUAGACAUUUCACCGGAAUCCUUUGAUCUGAUAUUCUCUAACUCGUUUCUUGUGCAUCUUUCUGAUGACGAGGUUGGAACAAUGGUUCAAAGCAUGGUGAAAUGGUUGAAACCAGAAGGCUUUAUUUUCUUCAUAGAGGCUUGUGCUAAUGACAAUGCAGAUCAGAAGGAAAGCAACUCAGUUCACUGUCGUGAUCCUAAGUUCUACUCGAAGGUCUUCAAAGAAUGUCGCGUGCAAGAUGAAUCUGGGAACUCCUACGAGCUCUCUGUAGUUGGCGGAAAAUGCAACAAAAACAAGAUUUGCUGGAAAUGGCAGAAAAUUGGUUCAGAGAAUGACAAAGGGUUUCAGCAAUUUCUGGAUACUGUCCAAUACAAAGCUAAUGGCAUUUUGCGUUAUGAGCGUGUAUUUGGUCCAGGUUAUGUGAGCACCGGAGGAAUAGAAACAACGAAAGAAUUUGUGGCGAAGCUUGACCUGAAACCUGGCCAGAAGGUUCUAGACGUGGGUUGUGGCAUAGGUGGAGGUAAUUUCUACAUGGCAGAGAACUUUGGCGUUGAGGUCGUUGGAAUUGAUCUCUCCAUCAAUAUGAUCUCCAUUGCUCUUGAGCGUGCUGUUGGACUCAAUUAUGCUGUUGAGUUUGAAGUGGCUGAUUGUACAACGAUAACUUACCCUGAGAACUCUUUCGAUGUGGUCUACAGCCGUGAUACCAUUCUUCAUAUUCAGGAUAAACCGGCAUUAUUCAGAUCAUUUUACAAAUGGCUGAAACCCGGAGGAAAAGUUCUGAUCACAGAUUACUGCAGGAGUGCUGGUACACCAUCCCCUGAAUUCGCAGCAUAUAUUAAGCAGAGGGGAUAUGAUCUCCAUGAUGUGCAGGCAUAUGGCCAGAUGCUUAGAGAUGCUGGAUUUGACAACGUUAUUGCUGAGGAUAGAACAGAUCAGUUCCUUAAAGUUCUGGCGAGGGAAGUGGAUGCAGUCGAGAAGGAAAAGGAAAGAUUCAUAGCGGACUUCUCUGAGGGAGAUUACAAUGACAUAGUUGGUGGUUGGAAAGCGAAGCUGGUGAGGAGUUCAUCGGGUGAGCAAUGUUGGGGCUUGUUCAUUGCUGAGAAAGCACUAAAGAACUGAUCUUUUCCAUUCCUGCUGCUAGAAAGGAAUGGAAAAGCAGUACAGUCAAGGUUUCCUGUUUAAUUAGUUUACUUUCUUGCCAUGAAAUAAAGUGGAAAUUAGAUGAAACCCAAAAUCCUCUUGUAUUAUAUAUGAUCUUAUAUAUAUUACAAGGUUAUCUUCUGCUUCUUCUCCCAUAA
Messenger RNA from Spinacia oleracea (spinach), 1753 nucleotides. RefSeq names its product phosphoethanolamine N-methyltransferase-like. The coding region runs from base 231 to 1574 and encodes 447 amino acids. Lineage: Eukaryota; Viridiplantae; Streptophyta; Magnoliopsida; Caryophyllales; Amaranthaceae. The transcript is spliced from 11 exons. The record is from RefSeq and is a predicted model, not a curated record.